CUAUCCUGCACAGAUCUAGACUUCAUGACUGCGCAUAACCCCGCGAGAUUAUGAGUUCCCGUUAGCCCCCGCGCCUACAGCCAUCCGAUGGAGGAGGAGGUGGCCAUGUUGUAGCGGGGAAUAACGAGCCCGAGGAGGACCAUUGCCCGAGACGUUUUGCAUUUACUCAGUACUGUUAACCACACAAUUCGGAGGGACCGUCCGUUCUCUUCCUUGUCAGAACUGCCGAGCUGUAGAAGACACCAUGAGCGGCGGGACGCCCUACCUCGGCAGCAAAAUCAGCCUCAUUUCGAAGGCCGAGAUCCGCUACGAAGGGAUCCUGUACACCAUCGACACCGAGAACUCAACCGUCGCAUUGGCUAAAGUUCGUUCCUUUGGCACAGAGGACCGCCCCACCGACAGACCCAUCCCUCCUCGAGAUGACACCUUCGAGUACAUCAUCUUCAGAGGCAGCGACAUCAAGGACUUGACUGUUUGUGAACCGCCAAAACCAACAUGCUCUCUUCCUCAGGACCCUGCUAUUGUCCAGUCGUCCAUGGGAUCCAGCUCCUCGUCUUCUGCUGCCGCUGCCCCGACCCCCUUCCAGUCUGCUGGUUCCUACGGACUCUUCAACCGGGCCCCAGUUCCUGCCUACAACCAGUUCAGCACCAGCCCCCUGGUUUCCCCUCAGUUUGGACCCGUUGGUGUAGGACGAUCAGUGCCCUCCUUUGUGAGCGACACAAGCACAGCCUCGACCAAGUCUCAGAGCAGUGCUAUUGGCUCUGCCGUCCCCUCUGACUCGCGGUCUCUGGGUACCCUUGUAACCGAAGGCCGCAGCAGCCCCAGCCUGGACCCUUUGAGGAAGAGCCCCACCCUGGAGCAGGUGAUCCAGACUGCUCCGUCGGCCCCAGCCACUGCCACCACAGCUCCAGCCCCUGGCCUGGGACGUAGGAGCCCCACCCACGGUCGCACGGCCCCCCCCGCCACUGGGCAGAGCAGCCAGAAGGUCCAGCACCAGGAUGGCCCGGAUGCAAGGAGGGGUGAGACUGUCAGGGGAGGCCGCAGCAGCCAGGGCUGGUCUGCACCCCGAACCAUCUCCGCCUCUCACAUCACUGCUGUAGAUAGGGCUCCCACUGCAGGGCUUACCCACUCUAUCUUUAGCCACUCAGCAGCUGUUGGUGCGGCAGCUAACCGUCGUGGGCGAGGGGGCGGGCACCGUGGCAGAGGGCGCUUCAACGUUCGCCGAGACGGACCCAUGAAGUUUGAGAAAGACUUUGACUUUGAGAGCGCCAACGCCCAGUUCAACAAGGACGAGAUUGACAGAGAGUUUCAGAGCAAGCUGAAGUUGAAAGAUGAGAAGACUGAGAAGUCGGAAAAAACGGUGAAUGGAGAAGAUAAGGGCGACUCUGGUGUGGAAACUCAGAACAGCGAGGGUAACGCCGAUGACGAGUGCGACCCGCUCGGUCCCAACUGCUACUAUGACAAGUCCAAGUCCUUCUUCGACAACAUCUCCUGUGAUGAUACCAGGAAAGCAAAUGAGAAGUCUGGAGGCUCAGGUUUCCCACGAGAGCGGAGGCAGACCUGGGCGGAGGAGAGGAGGAUGAAUGCUGAAACAUUCGGUAUCCCUCUGCGUCAGAGCCGAGGCCGUGGAGGUUACCGUGGACGUGGCGGUAUGGGCUUUCGUGGAGGUCGGGGCCGUCCAGCUAGCCGAGGGUCCUUCGGACCACCACAGGGAGGUGGCGGCUUCAGGGGAGGAUACAGAGGAAACCAGGCUGGUCGGGAGUUUGCCGACUUAUCAGCAUACAGGAAGGACAACAAAGUGGCUGCGUAGUCCCAAUGGGAGGAAGAUUCUACACAAAGAUAACAUGUUCUGAAGCUGCAGCUCUAAAACGGCUGCAGCUUCAGCUCUGGGAUACGCAUCUGUCACGCUUGGCUGAAAAACUUCUCGCUUUUCCUGAUGUGUCCGAACUAAUCUGGUACCGUAUCCAAGCAUCCAGUCCAGGACAGAGAUUUGUAUUUUGGUUUUUUUUGUUUAUUUUCUGGAAACAUUUCAGGUGGUUGUUCAGGGGGAAUUGGCUUCAUUACAGCAGUGGUUCUCAACUCUUCAGCUGCCGAGGCACAAAAAAGAACUAGAGGAAAAGUUCGCAUUAACAAGACUUCUGUUUAAAUAAUUCAAACCCUACAGAAGCCUCGGGCGGGGCUGGAGUACCAUCCAGGGCCCAGGUCCAGAUUCAGAGGUUCACUGUGUGGCUGUUAGUUUGUGGUGAUUUUACCGUUUAAUAAUUUAGUAAGACUGAAAGCACAUACCCGAAAUGUCAGGGACCAUAAGGGAAUAGUUGGACAUCUUGGGAAAGACGGUUGUUUGCCUUUUGGUGGAGAGUCAGAUGUUCACCUUGAUCCCACUCCUGUCUGCCAGCAGCUGGUUAGCUUAGCUUAGCAUAAAGACUGGAAACGAGGGGAAACAACUAGCUUAGCUUAGCAGGAACUAGCUGGCUCUGCCCAAAGGGAACAACAGCCACCUGCCUGCACCUCAAAAGAUCACUGAUUAACAUGCGAGAUCGCGUUUUGUUUAAUCUGUACAGAUGCUGAAAUGCAAAGAGCAGAGCUGCAGCAAUUAGUCGAUUCAUUGAUUAGUCAAUAAACAAAAUUAAUCUGCACAACUUCCAUAACGGAAUUAUGGUUUUAUAUUUCCUGGCUCCAGCUUCUCAAAUUGUGAGGAUAUGAGGGUUUUCUGUUCGGUAUGAAAUCAGGCUGAAGGUCAGGGGGGGGUUGGCCUGAAGACAUCACCAUGGACUCUGAGAAAUAAAAAAGGUAUUUUUCCCUGUUAAUUUAGAUUAAUCGAGGAAAUAAUCGUCAGAUUAUUCGAUAAUGAAAAUAACUGUCAGCCGCGGCCCCUAGUGAAAAUGAUGUUUUACGUUAACGGGGCAUUUUGUCGGCUUUGAGCGCCUGGCGGCCAACCAGCAGAGAAUCCGGACUGGUUUCUCUGACCAGUUACUGGUCACAGCAAAGAAAAAGUCCAGCACACCACCCCCUGGAUAACAUGUUAAUGUGAGCUUUAGAGGUGCCGGUCGGGGGACCGAUCGGAGAAACAGUUGAACUGUUCCUUUAAAACCUUUUCAUUAGUUCAGUUUAUAUUGGUGCGUUGUGAUCCGGCCCUGCCUCCUGGAAAUAAACAUACAUUUUCCAUGUUUUGUCAAAAUGUUAGUACACUUCAGGUUCAUCUGAGAAAAAGUUGAGAGCCACUGGGAUGUAAGAAGUGUCUGUGGAUGGUCCGAUUGAAAAGACUUCGUGGGUGGGUGUGUGUGUGUUAUGUGCCUGGAUAUUUAAAGGAAGCCUUCAGUCGUUCACGUCGGGGUUUUGACCGGUGUUGUACAGAGAUACACGCGACACUACAUGAUGCUCGUCUUUGUGAGUCGCCACUAAAUUUGGUGAGAAAACACAAGUUUUGAUAGUAGGCCAAGGUUGUCGAUGCAAUAACUGAAACGUGGCGGUUUGAGCAUCAGGAGGUGGAAAGCAAGCGGGCGGAGGUCGCGUUUGCUUUGCGCCUCCGGCUUCCUUUAACACUCUGGAGUCCCAGCCACAGGUUUUGUCUUUGAACCCAGCAUGGCGUCCUCCUCCUUAGGCCUCAGUGAACUAAGCUUUUUAUGAAGAGCAAAUAAAAACAGUUGUUCAUUAGCGUGUGUCGGCCUCUGUCUCCUCUG
Xiphias gladius (swordfish) is the source of this 3680-nucleotide messenger RNA. It is a transcript of the gene lsm14aa, whose product is annotated as LSM14A mRNA processing body assembly factor a. Gene Ontology annotation, cellular component: P-body. The coding region runs from base 245 to 1810 and encodes 521 amino acids. The transcript has 11 exons. Gene Ontology annotation, biological process: P-body assembly; cytoplasmic stress granule assembly. Gene Ontology annotation, molecular function: mRNA binding. The record is from RefSeq and is a predicted model, not a curated record. NCBI's taxonomy places the organism in Eukaryota, Metazoa, Chordata, Actinopteri, Istiophoriformes, Xiphiidae.